This is a messenger RNA of Chelonia mydas (Green sea turtle), 2666 nucleotides long. It is a transcript of the gene DNAJC15, whose product is annotated as DnaJ heat shock protein family (Hsp40) member C15. Gene Ontology annotation, molecular function: ATPase activator activity. Gene Ontology annotation, biological process: protein import into mitochondrial matrix. The record is from RefSeq and is a predicted model, not a curated record. Bases 133 to 648 code for a protein of 171 amino acids. Gene Ontology annotation, cellular component: PAM complex, Tim23 associated import motor. NCBI's taxonomy places the organism in Eukaryota, Metazoa, Chordata, Testudines, Cheloniidae. The transcript has 7 exons.
CCCCCCACAGGAAGGGCGAGUGGGGGAGGGGCUGGCACGGCGCGGAUCGCGCUUGUUUAGUUGUCUCCGCCCUCGGCGCUCGCUUGUCCCUAGCGUGGCCCCGUACGGCGCCCUCAACUCUUUCGGCCUGUCAUGGAAGGUGCCGGGGCCCCCUCGGAGACCCUGCGCUACGUUGAGUACGCGAGGGUCCCCGGCGGCGGCAGGCAGGGUGAGCCCGACACGGACAGGGGGCUGGCCAGAACUAUGAUGGCAGUUGGCCUGGGUGUUGCAGCUGUUGCAUUUGCAGGUCGCUAUGCUUUCCAGGUCUGGAAACCACUGGAACAAGUAUUCACAGAAACAGCAAAGAAGAUUUCAACCUCUAGUUUCUCAUCAUACUAUAAAGGAGGAUUUGAACAGAAAAUGAGUAGACGAGAAGCUAGUCUUAUUUUAGGCAUAAGUCCAUCUGCUGACAAGGCCAAGAUUAGAACAGCUCAUAGGAGAAUCAUGAUUUUGAAUCACCCUGAUAAAGAUUCACAGGAUUUUGUUCCUAACCAUCAUAAGAAAAAGAUAACUGACCGCUGGCAAUAUAAGGUGUUGAGUGGAUCUCCAUACUUAGCAACAAAAAUAAAUGAAGCAAAAGAUUUGUUAGAAUCCAGCACCAAAAAUUAAUGUCCAAGGACUUCUGUGAUAGAACUUUUUAUAUAUUCCUUUCUACUGGAAAUCCUGUAGAUAUAUUGUGCAAUAGUUGCGUGCUGCUCUAUAUAGUUGCAUAACACUGGAUCAAAUAUUCAGUUAUCUAUCUUCAUUAUUAAAGAUCUAAGACUAUUUAAAAAGCAAACUGAUACAUUUUACAAUAAGUCUCAUUUCUAGUAUUUUUUUCCCCCUCAAUCUGUUUUGACUCUUUGGAAGCAUUGAAGCUGGUUCUUCAUUGACUGUUCUUUAAAAGUGGUUUAUUACAGGUUUGUGCAAUAGGGCUGGACUUCUGGAACUUAUUUUUUUAAAAUGGAAACAUUUGUCUGUAUUAUAAUAUAGGCUUUAUUUAUUUAUAUAUUUAUUUAUUGACUUGAUAAUGGUGAUACUGUAUAGCGCUGUCACUUGAAGUGGCUCUAGAAGGUAAAACUCAAAGGCUUGCCACAUGUUGGAUUCCUUUCUUUUGAUGUGCAGCAUAGAUGCCAUUUCAAAGUUGCUGGUUGGGACAAAAUGACUUGAAAAUUACGCCAAAAUGCUGGUUUCCUUAUCUCUGUAUUUGAGGGACGUAGAAGUGUAAAGGAGAAUAUCGGCCUGAUUUUUUUAAAUUUUUUUUUAAGGUGCUUAGACCUUUUCCAUGUUAAGACAGCUUUGAGAAAGAUAGCUUUCCUUAAACUCACUGUCUGUUUAUGCCUCACUGCACUGCUGGCCUUUGGGAAAACCAGUGCCACAACUCCCUUUGUGAGGACUCGAGAUCAGUUUACAAAUAUAUGGGGCAGUGGCAUUCAAGAUUCAUUCAUGGUACUAGUGUGACUGUAGGUUCCCCCUCAAUCAGCUGCCUGCAACCGAGCUAACUCCUCUGAGUAGCCCACGUGACCUCUUCCCACAAGGAGGAGCAACAGAAUUCCAUGAGAUGUCAUCCUAGAAGAUUAAGAACAGGAGAUUCCUGUUUUCUAAUUCAGCACUGACUAGCAUCCCUUUUGUGACCGUGGUCAACUUAUUUAAUUGUUAUGCCUUAGUUUUCUCUAUAAAAUACUAGCCAGAGGGAAGAGAGUUGGGACAAUUACUGUUGGUAACAUGUAAUGUGGUAACAUUCAGUAGAAUACAGAGUGCCUAAUGGUCCCUAGGUAUCCAUCUUACUUGGACAGUUUUUUCCUGGGAGAACUCUUGGGUUUUUUGUUUGUUUGUUUGUUUGUUUGUUUUAAAUAUUGGCAGCUAACCACAACCCUCCACAGCUGGGCUCCACUUCUGUAACUAGAAGCUCUGGGGUGUCUUGUCUUCCCAUUCUUUCCUAGACACCCACACUUUUGUGUUAAAAUGUGUCAGUUAAGCAGAACACAGCCCCAUUAUACUAAUCUUCCUCAAAAUCCUUAGAUUAGUCCUCUAUGUAGCGCAGUGAUCAUGGUUAAUAGGAGUCUGAUGAUGGGGAAGAGUGUGAAACUGUUUUGCCAGCCCACCCAAAAAAAUGCUAAGGCCAGCUCUGAAAGAAACCUUGAAGGUUAGGUAAUCUAGUCAUGCUUCCUGCCAGUCACAGAUGCAGGAUGUGUACGAGGCUGCGUGGAUUAACUUAGAUCAAUGUGAUGAAAAUCAUGAUUUAAAUCACCAAGUCAAAAGCCUCAAUUUAAAUAAUCGAUUUUAAUAAUUUUUCCAUUUCUACUUGCUUUCUAAAGAGAGGUGCAUUUUUAUUGGUUGGUAUAACCAUUAAAACAUGUUGAUUUUCAAAUUAAUGGAGCCUUUAUACUAAAUUUGGUGCAUCUUUUUCUACGUGCAAACACAGUAUAACAAUGUACAUUUAUUUAAGCAAUUAUAUAGCUUAAUAUUUGCAGUUUAACUUCAUUUUUAGUAUGUCAGAAAAUGGUGAAUGAUAUGAUAUAUUGCUUUUGUACGAGAUAAUUAACUUUUGGUCACUUUGUGUCGAGCUGAAUUAGGAGGGUAACUGAAAUUUAAUUAAACACAAAAUAGCUGUAACGUUUAUUUUUAUUAAACAAAACAACCUUAAA